Chlamydomonas reinhardtii is the source of this 2639-nucleotide messenger RNA. RefSeq lists its product as uncharacterized. Lineage: Eukaryota; Viridiplantae; Chlorophyta; Chlorophyceae; Chlamydomonadales; Chlamydomonadaceae. The coding region runs from base 192 to 1805 and encodes 537 amino acids. Gene Ontology annotation, cellular component: cytosol; ribonucleoprotein complex. The transcript is spliced from 6 exons. Gene Ontology annotation, molecular function: mRNA binding. The record is from RefSeq and is a predicted model, not a curated record.
UGAGUUCGCGGCAUACCACUAGUUCUUUUGGAUUCCGGCCGCUGGGCUUGAUAGUCACAAUCUUUGUGCCGCGUCCACCUAGGAACUAAACGUUUGUCGGUCCUCUCCAGGAUUCAAGAAUUCAAAGGUUACACUACUCUGCAUAACGAAAAAUCCCGGUUUGAACUGAUCACAAAGAGAUCGCUCGGAGAAUGGAGAGAGUCUCCUCGCCCACCUGGGUCGGAGAACAAUUUAUCAGCAAGUACUAUGAUGUGCUGGAGAAGCUGCCCAAGUACCAGCAUCGGUUCUACAAGGAGAAUAGCCUGUUCACCGUGUGCGAUGUCCAGCCCGAUGGCACGGUUCUCACGGAGACUGCUAGCGGCAACCUGGACGCCAUCCAGGAGAAGGUCAUGAAGACUAUCGCUAACGCGGUGGUUGCCGCGGACAAGACUCUGGACGCGCAGUUCUCGCAGAACAAUGGCGUGCUGCUUCAGGUGGCUGGAACGAUGAAGCUGCAGGGCGUGGACCGCAAGUUCGUGCAGGCCUUCUUCCUGGCCACCCAGGAGAAGGGCUAUUACGUCCUGAACGAUAUGCUGCGCAUCUUCGCGCCGGAGCCCGUCCGCCCGCCGAUGGAGAACGGCUUUGUGGGCGCGCACGUCGCGGCCAUCCCUCCCCCCGCGUUCGGCAUGGUGCCUGUGCCGAUCCCGGGUGGCCAGCUGCCCCCGCGUGUGGACAUGGUGCCCGCCAUGCCGCCUGGCAUCCCCGUGGUGCCGCCGCCGGUGGUCCCGGUGCCGAUGCCGGUGGAGAUGCCAGUCGCACCGGCCAGCGCGGCCCCGGCUCCGGCGGCGCCCCCGGCAGCUCCUGUGCAGGCCCCCGCGCCGAUGCCCGCUCCUACCCCGGCGCCUGCCGCAGCCCCAGCACCCGCGGCCCCAAGCCCGGCGCCCGCUCCCGCUCCGGCGCCGAAGCCGGCCCAAGCCCAGCCGCCGGCUCCGGCACCCGCACCCGCGCCGGCCGCCAACCUGAGCUGGGCGGAGCGGGCCAAGCUGGCGUCGUCGGCUGCGGCGUCCGCGGUGAAGCCCAACACGCCUGCAAAGGUGCCUCAGCAGCCGGCCACCGUGCCCGCGCCUGCGCCGGAGCCGGCCUCGGAGGUGGCAGCGUCCGCGGCAGGUACAGUGGCGGAGGGCGAGGCGGUGGCUGUGGCGGAGGUGGCGGAGACGGCGGACAUGGACGAGGGCGUGCCGGAGGCGCUGCCAGCGGCCGUCGCCGGCGACAACAGCGAUGGGGGCUUCGGCGUGUACGUGCAGGGCAUUCCGCAGCUGUCGCAGGCAGAGCUGAAGAAGCUGCUCACGGCGGAGUUCGCGCAGUUUGGCACCUUCGGCUCCUCGGGCGUGAACGUGGUGCGCUCGCCGCGCUUCGGCAUGGUGGCGUACGUGUUCUAUGCGGAUGAGAAGUCGCAAAAGGCUGCACUGGACGCCAGCGGCAAGUUGCGGCUAGCGGACAGCGACAAGCCGCUCAAAAUUCUGGGCGUACUGCCCGAGUUUGAGCGCGGCUUCGCGCCCCGCGGCGGCGGCGGUGGCGGCCGUGGCGAGCGCGGCCGCGGCAGCGGCGUGGGCAGCGGGUACCGCGGCGGGCGCGGUGGCGAGAUGCGCGGUGGGUACGAAGGCGGGCGUGGCGGGCGCGGUGGCCGCGGCGAUGGCGGUCGCGGUGAGCGCCCCUCGAGCGGAUCAGGCGGCCGCGGCCGUGGAGAGGGCGGCCGCGGGGGGCGCGGCGGGGAGCGCGGUGGGCGCGGGCCGCGGGAGUCCGGGAGCGGGCCGAAACAAGCGUAAACCCUUAGUAUAGUAGCAGGUGCAAGUUCUUGUGGCGCGGCGCACAGGUCGUGUGGGGGCGAAUGCAGCGAAGUUGGAAGCGGAAGCGGUUGUCCCUCAUGCAGUUUUCCACGUGGAUGGGGGCAGUCUCCUGUGGGUGGCAUGUGAUGUGUGGGCGCAGAUGUGCAGGAUUGGGACCGGGAUAAAUAUGCCGUUCUCGUCAGUUCAGACUCACAGGGUUGCUGCUCGAUGGCAAGCCCUAGUUGUUGUGGGGCUUCGGAUCGCUGCUGUUGCGAUGCGAAUGCAUUGUGGCAGCAGCGUCGCUGACUGACUGGAUAUGCGCUGGUGUGGUCAGGACCAGGGUGCGAUGGGACACGCGUGUCAGAAGAGACCUCCCCUCACACACGUGCGUUAGUGAAUGGGAAGCAUGAGUAUGACAUGCACUGGGGCAGGUUGUGCGAUCCCAGACGUAAGGCAGACAGACGAUUUGGUGGGCAGAGCGCGGAUGGUGUGGCCGCUGGGCGGGAAAACGAACUACACUGACUUUUGGGGCGCGUACGGCGCAUGAGGAUGGCGCAGCGCCCGAGAGGUAGCUGAGGUGGAAGUGAUGGGAGCCGAGGCGACACUGAAUGAGGAUGUGGCGAUGGAGCUCAGGCAGAGGUGCGUAACGAUAGGUAGCCACUCUUUCCUUGGUGCAGGCUACGGAUGGCAGUACGAUGACGAAACCGCAGGCAAUGUGGACCAAAGUGUUCUAUUGUUGGUGUGGCAGGAGACCUCAUUGGUGGCCGCUGCACGGAAGAGCUAUGCGGGCAUUUUCACAACGCCCCGAUUAUUAAAAUGUAAUGUCCAUGGUCA